UAUUUCUUUAACAUGGUGAAUUUUCUUCUUCUUUCUUCCAAUAUGAAGAUCACUUCCUAGGAAAAGAUAUAUAUUUAUGGAAGCUUGCUGUAGAAAGAAAAAAAAGGAAGCAAUAUGGGGUAGUAAUUUAUGAAGAGUUUCGGUCCAUAAAGUAAUUAAUUUAACAAAGAACAACAGCUACAAGUGUUAAGGCGAAAAAAAGGCAUAGAUAAGUAGCAGAGGAUGUGAAACGGAACCAAGAAUGAACAAAGGGAGUGAGAAGAAAAGAGAAUUCCACAUAUAUACUUAUGACAAGAACCGAAGAGAGCUGAGAAAGACGACUGUCUAUUGUUUUUUAUACCUUCGAUUAGAUACAGAGACUUUGAUUUUUAUUUUAUUAUUUAUUUAUUAAAAAAAUAUUCUAGUUGUUUAUUUAUCAAAAAUAAAAAAAUCCUCCUCUGUUUCUCUAAAAAUUGACACGUACUUCACAUCAUCUUUCACCUCCUCCAUUAAAGAAAGAAAAAUCCAAUGCAAUUUUUGAUUCUCUGCUUUUGGGUUUAGGUUAUUGCAUAAAACAUGGCUGUUGCAACAUAAAGUUUGAAAAAGCUUGGGUGUUCAAUGAAUAGGGUUAAAAAGCUCUUACUCUUUUGCUUAGUUUAUAUCUUUGUUUUAGAUUUUCUGUAAACUGACUGACUAUUCUGUUUGUCAAGUUACUGAGUUAUGUUCUGAACUAACUAAUAGUAAUGACGAGUUGGUUGAUAGAUUUGAACAUGAAGUGGCUCAUGCUUGCAGUUAUAGGUAGUCGCUGAUUUUGUUAACGUUCCAAUUGUAACCAGAAAAUCCCAUUCCCUAGGGCACACUAAACCUCUUUUUGACCCAAGUAGUUUUUGUCCCACUCAGGCUAGGCAUGUGGAUUGAACAAAUAACUGAUUUUCCUAUUGUUUUAGUGCCAGUAAUUAAAUGUAUAUGCCUAUUAUAAUGUCACGAACUUACUUACUUCUCCAAUUUUCCUCUAAUUUAUGUUUUCAACUGUUAGUAAGGUUGACACCAGCCUAGGAGUUAGUUUCUUCUAUUUGAAUCCCUCCUCUCUCCAUAUGUGCUGGUGACAUGUGUGUAAACCAGGGAUUAAUGGCUUAUAGAACAUCUAGGGAUUUGGUUAAUGCUUUACAUUUAGUAGCUUGCUUAUGCUCAGUGGUUUAGUAGCUUGUAGAACAUCUGUUGAUCCUGGAGGUUCAGUUAAUGCUUUACACUAAGUAGCUUGCUUAUGUUCAGGGUCAGUUCCAGUUAAACCUGUCAAUAAACUCACCUCAUCUCUCUUUUCUUUAUUUUAUUGGCCUCUUGACACUGGGUAUUGCCAUAGCAUAUAGCUACUAAAAGCACAUCUCCUAGGUAUUUGCACAUACUGUAAUGGACUUGCUUAUAGAUUCUAUGUAGUAGUAUAACUUGCAUAUUACAGUAUUUUCUCUGAAUUUCUUUUUGUGCCCAAGGGUUCUUUCUUUUUCCCAGUUUAAACCUUUUUUGGUAGUUGUUCUUUUUGACCUUUUUCCUACCUGAGUUCUUCUUGCUUCUUUUGAUGGCAGAAUUAGUUUUGGAGUUGGAUAACUGUUGAAUGCUUACAGUAUGUUUCUGAUGAAAGAUAUGGUGAACAUGGAAAGUCAGUAAAUGUCAAACAUGGAAUGCUUACAUCCUAAAAAGAAGAUUAAGAGAAUACUUUGGAAGCGGUCCAAGGAGAAAUCGAAUGGGGAAGACUCUGCUGGAAAUGGUACAUCAUUGAUGAAGAUGGAACACAAUGUGACAAAGAGGCAUCAUUCUGAUUCAAUGACCAGUGGUGUAGACAGGCCUUGCAUGAUGUCACUUCUCCCUCUUCCCAACUUGGAAUAUUGUAACUCGGGGGGCCCUGCUAUCUUGACAGGAACGGCAUGCAAAGGGGUAGCUGGACCACCUGUUGGAGUUGUUGAUAUCGGUGUUAGCAUAUCUGCUUACUAUUUUCGUAUUGCUCUACCUGGAGUCAAGAAAGAUCCUGGUGAGUUCAACUGUGAGAUUGAAAAAGAUGGGAAGGUCCUUAUUCGGGGGGUGACAUCAACUGGUGGAAGAACCGUAUCAAGAUAUUCUCGGGUCUUUGAUAUGAAAAUUCAGCAACAAUGUCCAUCUGGUCCUUUCACCGUCUCCUUUCGUUUGCCCGGGCCUGUCGAUCCGAGGUUGUUUUCACCAAAUUUCAGAUCAGAUGGCAUUUUUGAAGCUGUUGUAAUGAAAUACGAGCAGUAGCUAGUUCAUGUAAACAACCAUUAAAGUCAGAACCCACCACAGAAAGCUGUCUGCUCUUGGAUUUCUUGUUAUGAUUAGUGGUGGGCUGAAGGCUAAUGUGCUGUGUUUACUAAACUUGUAGAUUAUGUAUGGUUCAGACAAUUACAUGUUUUGACGUGUAAAUAGAGCAAGUACAGUUUAAAUUAUUCCCUAUUUCAUCUUGGUCCAAAUGAAGAAAUAAUCCACUUAUGAAGAUCUUCUUUUCAUAA
This is a messenger RNA of Solanum lycopersicum (tomato), 2492 nucleotides long. NCBI's taxonomy places the organism in Eukaryota, Viridiplantae, Streptophyta, Magnoliopsida, Solanales, Solanaceae. The record is from RefSeq and is a predicted model, not a curated record.